UUUUUUUUUUGUAUUAUCGUGAUGCAACUUACUAUACAACAACAAGUGAUAUUACAUCGAGUGGAAGAAAUGUUCAUGCUUUCCAAACGUCAAUUGACUUCUAUUCAAGAAGGCUUUAUUCAAGAUAUGAAAAAUGGAUUACAACCAUCAGAGAAAAGUGAUAUGAAGAUGAUUCCUUCUUUUGUUACUGGUCAUCCUACUGGAGAAGAAAAAGGCACUUAUCUUGCUCUUGAAAUCAGUGGUAUUGAUAUUUAUGUUUGUCAAGUAGUUUUGAAAGGGGAUAGUGGAAAACUAGCCAUCAAUCAAUAUCAAUACAAGAUUCCGGAUGAUUAUACUACAGGAGACGAUGUCAAUGUAUUGAUUGAUUAUGUAACCGAUUGUGUCGUGGAUUUCUUACAUCGAGUAGAUGCUUCUUUUGAUCAUCAAGUCACUAUGUGUAUUAGUUUGGGAUUUGCUAUACAACAAACUUCUUUGCAUCGUGGUGUCAUUGUUGGAUUGGAACAUGGUUUUGGAUACACAAAUGCUAUCGGUUCUGAUAUCGUCGAUCUUUUUCGGUUUGAAGAACGUGGGUUAGCAGUCAAAGUGGUUGCUGUAGCCAAUGAUACGGUAUGUACUCUACUUGCUCAUGCUUAUCAACAUCCAACAACACGUAUAGGCAUAGUUCAUGGUGCAGGGACCAAUUGCAGCUAUUACGAUCAUGUUGAUAAUAUCCACAAUGCUUUUAUUACCAACCAUACGACGGAUUCUAACGAUAUGAUUGUCAAUACAGAAUGGUGUAGUUUUGGUUCAAAGUACUUACCUCUGAAUGAAUUUGAUAUCAAGGUUGAUGAAGAAUCAAAUAAUCAAGGUAUUCAUCUUUUUGAAAAAUGUUCUACUGGAAUGUAUCUUGGAGAAAUAGUACGACAAAUCAUCCUUUAUCUAUGCGAUCAUCAAGUACUGUCUUUCACCAUAACACGAAAGAAUGAUAAUAUCAACAAGGAUGAUGAUGAUGUAGAAUGUCUUUUAACCUUACCAUAUAAUUUUGAUACAAGUUAUAUGUAUGUUUGUGAAGCGGAUGAAGAUGAUGAUUUGGAAGAUACACGUGUGAUCUUGGAGGAAAUGUGUCAUACUGGGAAAACGUGCAAAGAUGAUCGACUUGUCGUGAAAAAGGUAUGUUUUUGGGUUGGACAACGUGCAGCCACUUUACUUGGAACAAAUAUAGCUGGUGUAGUGACCUACAUGGUGGAACAACAAAUUGUAGAUCCCAAAGAAGAAUUUGCAAUAGGUAAAUCAAACAAACAAAAGAAAAUAUAUACUUGAUGUACAAAUGUUUUUAUUAUAUAUAGCCAUCAGUGGAGAUGUAUAUGAAGAUUAUCCAAAUUUCCAUCCUCGUGUUUGUGGAACUGUCCGAUCGUUGAUCGAUGAACAGGUGGCUUCAAGAUUAUCUGUUGGUAUUGUCAAACACUCUAGAAUUGUGGGUGCUGCCAUUGUCGCCAUGAUGGCUGAGAAGACGGAUCAACAAAGGCUAGACUUUUUAGAUGGAUGAUUUGCUGCAUUAACAACUUUUUUUUUUUUUGAUACCACCUCCUUAUUCUUUUAUAGGAUGAUAUUUUCUCCUUGAUCCUUUUUUGUUUUUUUAUUCGAUUUUUUUUCUACCCGCCUUUUUAUAUGUACCUUAUUUCAAUCACUACCUCAUUUGUUUUAUUACAGUUAUAUUUAUUUAUGCAUUAUACUAUUUAUUACUCUUUUUUUUUUUUUUACACAUGAACAACUCAAUAAAAAAAAUAUACAUUUGAA
Messenger RNA from Halteromyces radiatus, 1776 nucleotides. Its product is annotated as hexokinase-domain-containing protein. Gene Ontology annotation, cellular component: cytosol; mitochondrion. Gene Ontology annotation, molecular function: mannokinase activity; fructokinase activity; ATP binding. Gene Ontology annotation, biological process: glycolytic process; glucose 6-phosphate metabolic process; intracellular glucose homeostasis. The coding region runs from base 22 to 1299 and encodes 425 amino acids. The record is from RefSeq and is a predicted model, not a curated record. NCBI's taxonomy places the organism in Eukaryota, Fungi, Mucoromycota, Mucoromycetes, Mucorales, Cunninghamellaceae. The transcript has 5 exons.